This is a messenger RNA of Propithecus coquereli (Coquerel's sifaka), 3078 nucleotides long. It is a transcript of the gene DVL2, whose product is annotated as dishevelled segment polarity protein 2. The transcript has 15 exons. Gene Ontology annotation, biological process: intracellular signal transduction; canonical Wnt signaling pathway. Gene Ontology annotation, cellular component: cytosol. Gene Ontology annotation, molecular function: frizzled binding. The record is from RefSeq and is a predicted model, not a curated record. Bases 288 to 2498 code for a protein of 736 amino acids. NCBI's taxonomy places the organism in Eukaryota, Metazoa, Chordata, Mammalia, Primates, Indriidae.
GUCACGUGACGUGGGGAGAGGUGGGCGGGAACCUGGAGGGCGAUCGCGAGGUCGGCGGCAGUGGCGCGCGGCGGCUGCCGAGUCCGCGGCUUUGGGUCGCAUCCCACGGCCCGCCCCGCCCCUCGCCGCCACCGCGCUGACCCCCCACCUUCUUCCCUUUGCAUCUCUUGGGUUCUGGGUUCGCCCUGUCCGCGCUCGCGCGUCGGUGUGCGGGUGUGCGCAGGCGCGGCGGGGGCGAUUAGCCCCGUUGGGUGGGCGGUGGAUCCCGGGAGCGCGCGGGCGAGACCAUGGCGGGCAGUAGCACCGGGGGCGGUGGGGUCGGGGAGACGAAGGUGAUUUACCACCUGGAUGAGGAAGAGACGCCCUACCUGGUGAAGAUCCCCGUUCCCGCCGAGCGCAUCACCCUCGGCGAUUUCAAGAGCGUUCUGCAGCGGCCCGCGGGCGCUAAGUACUUUUUCAAGUCUAUGGAUCAGGAUUUCGGGGUGGUGAAAGAGGAAAUUUCAGACGACAAUGCCCACCUCCCCUGCUUCAACGGAAGGGUGGUAUCCUGGCUAGUGUCAUCAGAUAAUCCCCCACCUGAGAUGGCUCCUCCAGCGCAUGAGCCUCGCACAGAACUGGCACCUCCUCCCCCACCGUUACCCCCUCUGCCACCAGAGAGGACCAGUGGCAUAGGGGACUCGAGGCCUCCAUCCUUCCACCCUAAUAUGUCCAGCAGCCAUGAAAAUCUGGAGCCUGAGACGGAAACCGAGUCAGUAGUUUCACUGAGGCGAGAGCGGCCUCGCAGGAGAGACAGCAGUGAGCAUGGCGCUGGGGGCCACAGGCCUGGUGGUCCCUCAAGACUGGAGCGCCACCUGGCUGGGUACGAGAGUUCCUCUACUCUUAUGACCAGUGAGCUGGAGAGUACCAGCCUGGGGGACUCGGACGAGGAUGAUACCAUGAGCAGGUUCAGCAGUUCCACAGAGCAGAGCAGUGCCUCCCGCCUCCUUAAGCGCCACCGGCGGCGGAGGAAACAGCGGCCACCCCGCCUGGAGAGGAGCUCAUCCUUCAGCAGCGUCACAGAUUCCACCAUGUCUCUCAACAUCAUCACGGUCACACUCAACAUGGAGAAGUACAACUUCCUGGGCAUCUCCAUUGUGGGCCAAAGCAACGAGCGGGGAGAUGGAGGCAUCUACAUCGGCUCCAUCAUGAAGGGUGGGGCUGUGGCCGCCGAUGGGCGCAUCGAGCCAGGGGACAUGCUUUUGCAGGUGAAUGACAUGAACUUUGAGAACAUGAGCAAUGAUGAUGCUGUGCGGGUUCUGAGGGACAUUGUGCACAAGCCGGGCCCCAUCGUGCUGACUGUGGCCAAGUGCUGGGAUCCCUCUCCCCAAGCCUAUUUCACCCUUCCCCGAAAUGAGCCCAUCCAGCCAAUUGACCCUGCUGCCUGGGUGUCACACUCUGCUGCACUGACUGGUACCUUCCCAGCCUACCCAGGCUCCUCGUCCAUGAGCACCAUCACGUCUGGAUCCUCUUUGCCUGAUGGCUGUGAGGGCCGGGGCCUCUCCAUCCAUACAGACAUGGCAUCUGUGACCAAGGCCAUGGCAGCUCCAGAGUCGGGGCUAGAAGUCCGGGACCGCAUGUGGCUCAAGAUCACCAUCCCUAAUGCCUUUCUGGGCUCUGAUGUGGUUGACUGGCUCUACCAUCACGUGGAGGGCUUUCCUGAGCGGCGGGAGGCCCGCAAGUACGCCAGCGGGCUGCUCAAGGCUGGCCUGAUCCGACAUACUGUAAACAAGAUCACCUUCUCGGAGCAGUGCUAUUAUGUCUUCGGGGACCUCAGUGGUGGCUGUGAGAGUUACCUAGUCAACCUGUCUCUGAAUGACAACGAUGGUUCCAGUGGGGCUUCAGACCAGGACACCCUGGCUCCUCUGCCUGGGGCCACCCCCUGGCCCCUUCUGCCCACCUUCUCCUACCAAUACCCAGCCCCGCACCCCUACAGCCCACAGCCCCCACCCUACCAUGAGCUUUCAUCCUACACCUAUGGUGGGGGCAGUGCCAGCAGCCAGCACAGUGAGGGCAGCCGGAGCAGUGAGUCAACACGAAGUGAUGGGGGGGCAGGGCGCACAGGGAGGCCUGAGGAGCGGGCCCCCGAGUCCAAGUCUGGCAGCGGCAGUGAGUCCGAGCCCUCCAGCCGAGGGGGCAGCAUCCGGUGGGGUGGAGAACCUGGUGGGACUGGCGAUGGGGGUCCUCUUCCCUCCAGAGGCUCAACUGGGGGUGCUCCCAAUCUCCGAGCCCACCCAGGGCUCCAUCCCUAUGGACCACCCCCUGGCAUGGCCCUCCCCUAUAACCCCAUGAUGGUGGUCAUGAUGCCCCCACCCCCACCCCCUGUACCCCCAGCAGUGCAGCCCCCGGGGGCUCCUCCAGUCAGAGACCUGGGCUCUGUGCCCCCAGAACUGACAGCGAGCCGCCAAAGCUUCCACAUGGCCAUGGGCAACCCCAGUGAGUUCUUUGUGGAUGUUAUGUAGAGCCCACUGUGGGGUCAUGUUGGGUUUCCACCCUGGGCCCAUCCAGUCUCAGCUUGGUGCUCCUGUUUUGUGAUUAGGUGUCUUGUCAGUCACAUGCUCCUUACUCCUUGCAGUGCCUGAGCUCAGCCUGCUGGCUGCUGUGGAGUUGUUGCCACUGUGACUCUCACCAGCAGUGCCUGGUUCCUCCCCCUUCUCUCAGGGGUAGACAAGGGACCUUUGGUUAUUUUUAGCUUUACUGUUUUUUAUAAGCCUUUUUGUGGGUUAAAUUAGACUUUUUUACAUUUGGGGGACUAUUUUUUAAAUAGACAUUUCCUCUUUUAUAUGAAGAAUCCCCAUCUCCUGGGACCCCUUUUCUAACCCCAGAAUGUGACCUCCUCUAGUUGCCCAGUAGGCUCUGCUCUGCUACACAGGGUGGGAGGUGGUCAGUGGUACCCUGGGAGGAGGAAAGGGGUUGGUCACCCUAGACAGCAGUCCAAGAAAGCUGGGGUAUUUGGCAUUUGGGGCCACGUAGCUGCCUUUGUUACUCUAUUUAUUUUAGUCACUUGUAUAAAACACGAAAUAAAGCAAUAGAGGCAAACUC